Molecule: messenger RNA, 687 nt
Organism: Propithecus coquereli (Coquerel's sifaka)
Lineage: Eukaryota; Metazoa; Chordata; Mammalia; Primates; Indriidae
Gene: ADTRP
Product: androgen-dependent TFPI-regulating protein
Cellular component (GO): membrane; endomembrane system
Source: RefSeq, a predicted model, not a curated record
AUGACGAAGACUUUUACAUGUAUAUACCACUUCCUUGUGUUGAACUGGUAUAUUUUCCUCAAUUUUUACAUCUCACAAUGCAGAAAGAACAAGGAGAGUCCAAAAUCUUUGCAAAGGGGGGGACUGUGGAAGUAUUUGACUCUCCUUAAUCUGCUCGUACAGGCUGUUUUCUAUGUCGCCUGCUUGGAUGACAUGCUGAAAAGAAUCAAAGGGAGAAAAAGCAUUAAGUUCCUAACUGCGUUCAGAGACCUGCUUUUCACCACACUGGCGUUUCCUGUAUCCGCAUUGGUAUUUUUGGCAUUCUGUACCCUCUUUGUCUGCAAUUGAGAACAUUAUCCCAAGAUCCUAGAUAGUGUCUUUCCAGUGUGGCUGAAUCAUGCAAGGCACACUUCCAUACUGCCCCUCUCAUUGAUUGAAGUCAUCCUCCGGCCACAUCACUGUCCAUCAAAGAAGACAGGACUCUCCUUGUUGACUGCUGGCAGCCUUGCUUCCAUCAGCAGGAUUCUAUGGCUCUACUCCGAGACAGGUACCUGGGGGUAUCCCGUGCUUGCCAAUCUGAGCCCUCUGGGCCUGGCAGCCUUUUUCAUUCUCAGCUACAUCUUUAGUGCCAGCCUCUACCUACUUGGAGAGAAGCUCAACCACUGGAAAUGGGGUGACAUGAUGCAGCCACAGAAAAAGAGGAAGUGA